Molecule: messenger RNA, 1725 nt
Organism: Medicago truncatula (barrel medic)
Lineage: Eukaryota; Viridiplantae; Streptophyta; Magnoliopsida; Fabales; Fabaceae
Product: OVARIAN TUMOR DOMAIN-containing deubiquitinating enzyme 12
Exons: 11
Coding region: 319-1335 (338 amino acids)
Biological process (GO): protein deubiquitination
Molecular function (GO): cysteine-type deubiquitinase activity
Source: RefSeq, a predicted model, not a curated record
AUUAAAAUUGAAUCAUACAUAUGGGUAGGCAAUUAAUUUAAUUGAUGAGUGUUGAUGUGAUGUGAGGAAUUUUUGGGUUAAAGAAAUCCAAUAGAAAACUGCCGCCCAAUACAAUACCUCAAAACAAUCGCAAAAACUGUAUAUAAACGCGUCAGACUGCUUUUUUUUCCUUCUUAUUUUCUUUCUCAUCACAAAUAUUCAAUGCUUCAUUUCACGCUUCCCAUGUUUAAGCCCUGAUUUCAUCUUCUUUAAGGCGUGGAAUCAUUUCAAAGAAGACUUUUGGAUUCACUGUCAAUUUGUCAUUGUUAAUAAUCAAAGAUGGCUUUACAUGAACAUUCAGAUGUUGUUCAGUGGGGUAUGAAUCUUUUUGAUGUUGAUCCUCGUUAUAGUCCUGGAUACUAUGGUGACAUAACUCAACAUGAUACUGGUGAUGUCUACAAUGAACACUACUUUCACAGCCAUUAUGAUACAUCUGAAAGUAACCAAGUAGAGAAUGACGAGAUUAUUGCGCGAACUCUUCAAGAAGAGUUUUCACAGCUAGAGAUUGCUGAACAUUCAAGUUAUUCACAGGCAGAUCAAGAACACUUCCAUACUUCUGAGUCUUCAUAUGAUUGGCAUAACACACCGAUGAUGAACUAUUGUUCAGGAGGUCAUGAUUAUGCACAUGAAGGAGUUUGUGACACAGAAACUUCUAGUUCAUGUUGUAGUCCUAGUGAAGUAGAGGGAGUCUCAUCGGAGCUUCUUGACAAUUAUCCAUUUGAUGAUGACAUUGGGAGGCGAUUGAAUGAGAUAACUCCCAUUCCUCACAUUCCAAAAAUCAAUGGAGAAAUUCCUUCUAUUGAUGAAGCAACAUCAGAUCAUGAAAGGCUUCUGGAGAGAUUACAGUUAUAUGACUUCGUGGAGCAUAAAGUACAAGGUGAUGGUAAUUGUCAGUUCCGUGCAUUAUCUGAUCAGUUGUAUAACACACCUGAUCACCACAAGUUUGUGAGACGAAAAGUUGUGAACCAGCUGAAGUCUCAUCCAGAUAUAUAUGAAGGAUAUGUUCCCAUGGAAUAUAAUGAAUAUUUGGAUAAGAUGUCUAGGAGUGGUGAAUGGGGUGAUCAUGUCACACUUCAAGCCGCGGCAGAUUCGUAUGGUGUGAGGAUAUUUGUGAUGACUUCUUUUAAGGACACUUGUUGCAUUGAAAUUCUUCCUAGUUUUGAGAAACCAAAAGGAGUGAUUUUCAUAAGUUUUUGGGCAGAGGUGCAUUACAACUCCAUCUAUCCUCAAGGAGAUAUAACUUCAAGUGAGUCAAGAAAGAAGAAAAGAUGGUGGAGCUUUGAGAGCAAGCAUUAAGUAUGGUUGGCUUAGAGAACACCAAUUUUCAUUCUGCUCAUGGCCUAAACUUUUGGUGCCCCUGCAUUUUGGACCAUUGGAUUCUAUAUCCAAAUUCAUCCAAGAGUCAGCCCUCAUACAAUAAGAAUUCUAUAUCCAAAAUUUGACCAUGAGUCAUUUGAUUUUUCUUUUUAUUAAAUAUAAAUCUGGGUAUGCUUUCCCAGCUGCUAAAUCCCAGAUCAUUUUGGAUGUUUUCUGAGAGAAGUCAGUUUAUAUACAUAAAGGGUUAAAGUGUAUCAGGUAAUCUACAUUAUUUUAGUGUGCAAGGAUAUUUUUUUCUUUCAUAGAUUUAAAUAUGUUGUAAUGAUUUUUUUUUUAAACAUGUAUAAAACAAAGUAGUAUUCCAAUCAA